CACAGCUGGUUACCAUGUGCCUUGAGCUUUGGUGACAGCCAAGGUGAGUGUGCUUGCAUGAGGCAGUGCGAUUUUAUGGUCUUGCCAGAUGUUUGAGUGUGGUUGUGUAGGACCCGGGCUGCACUAGUGAACUUUUGUUUAAACCGUAUGUCUAUUACGUGUUCAACUAUGUGCUUUGAAUGAUUCUGUGUGAAAUGACAUGUGAUUACCAGAGUGCAUCAGGGUGUCACUUGGUGGCGGUCUAUCCCUUUAAAGACUUCUGGGAUGAGCAUUCAUUUAAAGUAUGUUUGUGAUUGUGGGGCUGUGGGUUGUUUCAGCAUUUGGUACUGUCCGCUCUCAUGCAUGAUGCCCGCGGGAGGCCCUGUGAGUGUUGAUGGCAUUUCUGUCCUGUUUGCCUCUCUGUCUUCCUGGUGUUAGUUAGCAAGGGUCUUUAGUGUCCCCCAUUUGCUCCCUCCAUUUCCUGCAAAUAGCUCAAGGACCCGAGAGAGACCCACCACCCAAACAGCCUGGCUUGCAGAAGCAGCACCCUGUGGUUCUAGCACCUGGCCCCUGUAGAGAGCCUUCGCUUAGUGCUGGGCGAGUUUCUACCUGGGAGGGCAAUUACUCAGAUCACUCUAGACAUGCAAAGCUCCUUUGGUUACCAAUAACGCUACUAGAACUUCAUCUAAACCUCUUGCUUUCCUUCAGAGCCAAAGAUAGAAAUUAUGAGCCUGCAAAUGCAGUCAGGCUCCCUUCUCCGCACCCCCCCCCGUGACUUUGCGGCCCACCUUGGGAGGGUCUGUGAGACCAAGGACAUCUGUAUGUAUGUGUAGAGCCCUGAGCUCGCUAGGAAGAUCCUGUUCAUGUAAAUGAUCACCUGUGUAUAUUUCCAUAUUUGUGUGUCUGCCUAAGAGCUCCAACCAAGAGUAGGAGGGGGGCUGUCUGUCCUAAGACAGAGCAAAGCUGGGCAGAGCUCUUCUCAGUGGAGUCAGGGUGAAACCUGGGAGGCAGUGAAGGGGACCGGGAUCUUAUGCUUUGGUAAUAAAUCUCGGCUACUGACUUUGGGAAGACCCUAGUUGCAAUGUCAAGACCCCCAGAAGUUAAAAUGUUUACCUGUCUGGGAUCCAGUUCUACUCUGUGCCCACCAUCAGCUCAGGACCCUUGAAAGCAGUAAGGGUCCAGGAGCCCCCAUUUACAUGCUGUUAGUUAGUUAACCUCCUACCCCCAUUCUCUCCUUUAGUGAGAUGCUCUUCUCCUUGCUGGGCUACUCGGUUUAUUUAUUUUUUAUUAACUUAUCAUGCGAGAGUCCUGGCCUUGGACUCACUAUGUAGCCUAGGCUGGACCCAAACCUACCUUAAGCUCUCCAGUCAUCAAUAUCCUGUGCUGUAGAUGGCUCUGCUCGAACGUGGAGAGCACUAUGGAGACCUCUCCUUUGCAGAGAGGCUUUUCUUGGGACUGGAGUCCACUGAUUGGAGCCCAAAGAAGGAGUCGUUGUCCACGGUGCUGAAGCGCGCUCCAGCCCUCCCCUUUCCUAUGCAGGCAGGAUUCCUCAGUUGGAUUGGGGUAGGGGAAGAGGCUGUACCUCUAUCAUAUUGGUUCAUUAUGCUGGCAGCAAAGUGGUCUUAAAGUUAUGACUCGGAGCAUCUUGAAUACACCCCGACUGUCACAGUCUCACCCCAAGCUCAAAGCAGUUGGGAAAGACAGUUUCUUAGUAGGGGUAGAGUAGGCUGUGCCCGCCCCCUUACCCUCUAAUUCUUCAUAUUCUUACCUGCCGAGCAGGGCUGUUUGGCAGCGCUGCUCAGCGGGGAAAGGCUGCAUCAGCGUCCAGCAGCAACCCAAUCUAAAAAGAGGCCGAGAAAGAACAGUACAAGCUGAGAUGAGCGUUGGGUCCUGACUGGCCAUGCCCCAGGGCCUGGGUCCAGGAUCUCUGGAGUCUUUGGCAGUUAAAGUAUCGUUCCUAGGGGUGGCGCGCCCCCGUGUGGCCAAACAGCCCUGUGUCUGAAACUGAUUCCUCGUGGGCACCGUUGGCAAUGGGUUCGAGUGGACAAGGUGUGGUGUUUCGUGGUAGUUGUCUCCUCUUAAUAUAGGCUCGCUCCCUUACCCUUCACACACACGGUGGAAGAAAUGGGAGCAUACAUCUUCUAUGGCCUUUCCCAGGAUUUUGAAGUGUUUGUAGGUGCUGGAAGGAUUUACAUAGGGUUUUAUUGAUAGCAAUAAGUCCUAGAAAGGGGUUUGCACAGAGAUUGAUGGAUGAAGGGGCUUCUACUUGCUAUAGUUGGCUGGGGGCCAGCAUGUGAUGGUUGAGUUUUUUUACGAAAGAAGACUCAAAGACAGGCAUAGUUUUGAAAGGGAUCGGGAGCCAGGAGGCAGCGAGCGCUUGGUUCGCUAAGCUAAUGUACUAUCCUUUCUCCUCCUUCCUGUUUUUCCUCCCAUUGGUCCAGGAAGUGUGGAGAGUUGCCAUGACAACUAUGUCCUCUCACCCCUGUAGCGUCCCUGUGCUAAUAUGGGAGGUGGGGGUGGGGAAACAGCCGGAAGAGGGGUUGAAGUGGAGCAUAAAGGGUAAAUAAGAUCUGUAGUGGCUCACAUCAGUAAUCUCCAGCACUUGGGAAGAUGACAGGAGGAUUGCCACGAAUUUGAGGCCAGCCUGAAUCUUGUCGCAAGUGCCAGACAACACCCGAUCUAAAAUAAACAAAUAAGUCAUUCAUCAUUCAGCCAUUCCAGGUUUUCUUUCAAAAUCCGUGUGUACCUCUUUUCCUUACCAGAAAUCCAGAAGACGUUUGGAGAGAAAGCUGGGAUGAGAGAACGCCCUGCCCCUCCGCCACACCCCCGUCUCUAAGAGCUUUGCGGGUGGGUGCAGAGUGCUUAAGAUGACCUGUUCAAGGUAUUCCUGUGAGGCCAGGAACCUGCAGCUGAAAGGCUCAGGGUCUGAGACACUCCCGGCUGUCAGUCUGGCCCUCUCGCACCACCCACUCUAAUGGGGGCGGCACCGCCCUCAGUCAGGGACCUUGGGGGCGGAGCUUGGACACUGUGCUCUCAGCCAAGCCAUGAACCGCUGCCCUUGCAGGUGCCGGAGCCCUUUGGGGCAGGCAGCUCGAUCUCUCUACCAGUUGGUGACUGGGUCACUGUCGCCAGACAGCGUGGAGGAUGAGUUUGAACUGUCCACGGUGUGUCACCGGCCUGAAGGUCUGGAACAGCUCCAGGAACAAACUAAGUUCACGCGCAGAGAGUUGCAGGUCCUAUACCGAGGCUUCAAGAACGAAUGCCCCAGUGGAAUUGUCAACGAGGAGAACUUCAAGCAGAUUUAUUCUCAGUUCUUUCCCCAAGGAGACUCCAGCAACUACGCUGCUUUUCUCUUCAACGCCUUUGACACCAACCAUGACGGCUCUGUCAGUUUUGAGGACUUUGUGGCUGGCUUGUCGGUGAUUCUUCGGGGAACCAUAGAUGAUAGGCUGAACUGGGCCUUCAACUUAUAUGACCUCAACAAAGAUGGCUGCAUCACAAAGGAGGAAAUGCUUGACAUCAUGAAGUCCAUCUAUGACAUGAUGGGCAAGUACACGUAUCCUGCCCUCCGGGAGGAGGCCCCAAGAGAGCACGUGGAGAGCUUUUUCCAGAAGAUGGACAGAAACAAGGACGGUGUGGUGACCAUCGAGGAAUUCAUUGAAUCUUGUCAACAGGACGAGAACAUCAUGAGGUCCAUGCAACUCUUUGAUAAUGUCAUCUAGCUCCCCAGGGAGAGGGGUUAGUGUGUCCUGGGGUGACCGUGCUGUAGCCCUAGUCCAGGUGAAUCUAACCCUCCUCUCCCCGGGUCUGUCCUCAUCCUGCCUGUACCUUGGGGGCUGUAGGGAUUUUGUAGUCCUGAUCCCUGAGCUACAUGCCAAGAGUAGGCAAGCUAAGUCUGGAGGCUGGGGGUGGUGGUGGUAGAUUCCCAACCCCAGACAGCUCUCACCCCCUUCUCGGCUGAUACCCAGUGCUGAGGAUACCCCUGGUGUAGGAACCGAGUGGUUCUCCUCUCCUCCCAGCCCCACUCUAGAAACCGCAUUAGAAAGAAUGUCUCCUGCGAUGGUGCUUUCCCAUCCCCAAUCUCAUAGAUCUUCCUCUAAGACUCCCUUCUCAGAGAACACGCUUUGCCCAUGUCCCCGGCUGCCUUUUCAGCCUAGCCUUUGAGGGCCCCGUGGGAGGGGGGGGACAAGAAAGCAGAAAAAUGUUGGCCCCGAGCCAGUGGUUAGGUCCUAGGAAUUGGCUGGAGUGGAGACCAGAGAGCCCGGGUAGGUUAUGAGAGCCCAGGUUGACUGUCACUGCCGGGUUCCACAGGACUGCUGCCCCGGGUCAGCAGAGUAUGAGUUUCCAGACUUUCCGGAAGGCCUUAUGUCCUUAGCAAUGUCCCAGAAAUUCACCAUGUACUGCUCAGUGUCUUCGGAGAGCCUGGGACCCAGAUGUCUGGUUCCUCCCUGAAUCCUCUCCCUCCUCCUUGCUUGUAUGGUGGGAGCGGUGGCCAGGGGAAGAUGAGUGAGCGGUGUCCUGGAUGAUGCCUGUCAAGGUCCCACCUCCUCUCCGGCUGUCAGCCUUUCCGGUGACAGCUGUCUGAUUCUCUGUGACCCCUAUCUAGAUGUAGAGGCAUGGAGUAAGUCAGGGAUUUUCCUGAACUUUAGUUUUAUCACUCCUAGUGGCUGCCUUAGAGGAAUGGGAAGAAAAGGAUGGGUACUCCAUCUGAACGCAGUGUGGGAGCAUCCCCACGAUGCCCUAGGAUCCCCUAGGGUCCCCUCUCCCUCUCUUUAGUCUACCCAGAGAUGCUCCUGAGCUCACCUAGAGGGCAGGGACUAUAGGAUCCAGGUCUAACCUGUCAUCAGCAUCCUGUCAUGCUGCUGCUCUUGUUCAUAACCCUGCUUGUCUCGUUCAGCGCCCCUUCCCAGUCAGCCAGCAUCUGAGUCUGAGGGAAGGCCCUCACAGCCCCUCCUCCCGUCAGACAUUGCUGACUGCUUUGCAUUUUGGGCUCUUCUACCUAUUUUGUAAAAUAAGAAAGACACCAGAUCCAAUAAAACACAUGGCUAUGCACA
Messenger RNA from Mastomys coucha (southern multimammate mouse), 5033 nucleotides. RefSeq names its product potassium voltage-gated channel interacting protein 2 (gene Kcnip2). Gene Ontology annotation, biological process: regulation of potassium ion transmembrane transport. Lineage: Eukaryota; Metazoa; Chordata; Mammalia; Rodentia; Muridae. The transcript is spliced from 8 exons. Gene Ontology annotation, molecular function: calcium ion binding; potassium channel regulator activity. The coding region runs from base 3024 to 3701 and encodes 225 amino acids. Gene Ontology annotation, cellular component: voltage-gated potassium channel complex. The record is from RefSeq and is a predicted model, not a curated record.